UCUUGUUUUUACCAAAAUGUCUUCAAAUAUAAAUAUUAUUUUGUUUAUUGUGAAAAUAUAUUUUACAACCAUUCAAAAGUAUGUAGAAUUGGAAAAUGCUUGCGCUGAAACCAUUUCCCUUUAACGUGCACGAAGUGAGUUUUUAUUGAAUAUGAUGUGGUUUUGCUUGAAUCAACAAUGGAUGAUAUUAACAAUUUUGGAGAAACCGCAUACUAAAAUGCAUUGGUAGACCAACAUUUCCUAGUUCUUGUUAUUCAAUUGAUUGCCAAUGAAAUGGGGAGGAGUUCUUUAGGAACAAUUUUCGCAUGAAGCGCAGUAGCUUCAACAAGCUAUGCGGCCUUCUUUCAUGUUUGGAAAGGAAAGAUACAAAUUUUCGGAAAGCAAUUAGCCUUGAGAAGCGGGUAGCCAUUGCUCUGUAUGCCCUGGGAUCAUCUUCUGAGUACCGCAGUGUGGGUAAUAUGUUCGGAAUUGCAAAAUCGACUGUAUGCUUAAUCGUGAUAGAGUUUUGCAAGCAAGCAUGGAUUGUAUUACAUCCUGUUUACCUUAAUCACUUCCCUCUCAGUAGAGAAAAGAUACGAGAGUGCAUGUCUGGGUUCAACCAAAUUGGGUUUCCUCAAUGCAUUGGUGCAAUUGAUGGUUGUCACAUAGAAAUACAUCCAAAACAUGAUGAUUACUUCAUUUACAAAGGGUGGUAUUCCACCGUGCUUUUGGCUUUAGUUGACGCCAGAUAUCGUUUUCUUUAUAUUAAUGUUGAUAGUCCAGGAAAAUGCAACGACUCAUUCAUUUACGAGAGGUCAUUAUUAAAGCAAGAGCUGCAUAACUGUGCUUUGCUUAAUAAAAUGAGUAUUCAAUUGGAGUCAGUAAACAUUCCGGUGUUAAUACUAGGAGAUUCUACAUUUCGUCUAUCCCCAAACUUAAUGAAACCUUUUCCGUUUAGUCUUAACAACACCUCUGCACAAAAAAAAUUCAACUAUCAACUGUCUAAAUGUCGCAGGGUAGUAGAAAAUGCGUUUGGUCAUUUAAAAGCACAGUAAUGGGCUUAAAAUUACCUUUAUUUGCAUAUUGAACUUUUUUAUAUACAUAUAUGUGUAUACAUAUACCAAUGUAUGUGUGUUUAUAGAUUCCGCAGGGUUGGUAAAGGAAUUGAUAACAACAUCCAAAAUGCGAAUGCAGUUAUAAAGGCAUGCUACACGUCACACAACUUUUUAAUUGAGGAGAAAGAUGACAUGCCUACAAUUUGGUUAAGCGAACAA
Messenger RNA from Rhagoletis zephyria (snowberry fruit fly), 1253 nucleotides. RefSeq lists its product as uncharacterized. Lineage: Eukaryota; Metazoa; Arthropoda; Insecta; Diptera; Tephritidae. The record is from RefSeq and is a predicted model, not a curated record.